GUUCAGAUACCGCAGGUCAAACUAGUAUCCGCCUCCAGUUCCGGGUGAUCCCGUGUGUAGUUCUCACUGUCACCGUCAGGGGGCGACACGGUUACAGACGACCACGGGGAAUAAAAGGGUACAGACAACUUUGAGUGUGGAGAGACGGGCUAGAACAGUAUCGGGUUUUUAUUUUCUUGGAACCAAAAUUUUAUGUCCAGGGCAAAUCUGACCAUUAGAAUUUACGUAAUUACACUUUUUACCAUUUAAGGGUUCUGCGUGUGACUUAAUUUCUAAGCACGUCAUCGUCUUAAUUAUUGUCACAGAACUCCCUUAAGAAUCAUAUUGUUUUUAGGUUUCCUUUGGUAUUUAAGUAACUCAUUGGCACUAGACGGUGCAGCACAAAGCAGUAGCAAAGAGAACCUGAUAACAGUAAAUUCGGCGGACUUAAAUGUUCUCCAUUCUCUAAAAAAUACCACAUAGAAUGACCUCCAUUGCCUUUAAUCGCUUCCCUGACAGAACCCGGAAGUUGACCUUCAAACCACAGCGAUAGAAACGUGCUCAUAACUUGGGAAAAAUUGUAUAAACUAUUGAAUAAUUUUUUUGUGCUACUAUUGUUUUGGCGAGGUUAAUUUAUUUGGAGCUUUGUGUGAAAGGAUUACACCGGAAGUUAUGUUUAGGCGUCGCUGUCAAGUCCUAACGCCAGUGCUGCAGGUUGAGUUUAUAAAUUCAUACAGAAAAUAGUGUUUAUUUUGUUACCGGAAGAACUUAACAUUACUCUGAAGGGUUGAUAUUUGUUGUACGAGCGUCAGUCUGAAAUGGAAGAAGAUAAACAACCUGUUAUUAGCGACGUCCCUGAUGAGCCGCCUGAGGUCGACACCGAAAAGGCAAAGAAGUUCAAGACAAGCGCUGACGUCGCUUUUUACGGGCGGCAGAUGCAGGGUCCGAGCACGCAGCACCGAGCCCUUCUGGACACCAUGGUGCUCACGGAGAGCGGGGCGCGCUUCCAGCUGCUGGGGUCCGACAGCGAGGUCUGAGCAAAGCAUCCACAACACCAGACUCCUCCUCACUUUGUCACCUUGCAAAAACAACACUGUGAGAAUAUUAAUAGAUGAGCUCCAGCCCCUAAAAGCACGCUACAGAGUUCCAGAUGUGUUAACAGGAGAACCCCAGUGUGAACAGAUGACGCUGGCUGGACAGACUCAGGACUCCGUCACCCUUUCCUGGUGUUCGGGGCGUCACCAGGUCCGCGUGUGGCACUUCCCCUUCCGAGUGGAGAUCCUGUGUGAUGACAAAGUGGUGGUUACAUUUAACUCCAAAAACAAACUGUGGUUCGAGAAACUGGAGGAUCCACCGAGGUGAGGUCUGCAAAGCGAAAUAAAAAGUGGAGAACGUGGCAAUAGUUAACUUUUUCUUUUAAUUGUGUUUAUGGUCCAAUCUUGCGGCAGCGAGCCUCAAGAUGACGAGACCAGUUCCUUAUGGACGGAAACCUUCCACAAGUUUGUGGACAUUAAAGCAAAUGGUCCCAGCAGCAUCGGGGCAGACCUCUGUCUUCAUGGCUUCAGCCACGCGUACGGUCUCCCGGAACAUGCCGACAGCCUGCAGCUGGCGGACACCCGGGGCGGCGAGCCUUAUCGGCUGUAUAACCUGGACGUGUUCGCCUACGACGUGCCCAGUCGCCUGGGCCUGUACGGGUCCGUGCCGCUGCUGGUCGCCCACAAACCCGACAGGACUCUGGCUGUAUUUUGGCUCAACGCAUCGGAGACCUUCGUGAACUUACGUUACAGUUCGGCCGACCCGCAGGAGGAUGAGGUGCUGGCGAGGACGACGCGGCUGCAGCCUGAGACCGACGUUCACUGGCUGUCAGAGAGCGGCGUGAUCGACAGCCUGGUUCUGCUGGGGCCCAGUCCACAGGAGGUGUUCCACCAGUACGCUCAGCUGACAGGAUACCAAGCUCUGCCCCCGCUCUUUGCACUCGGGUACCACCAGUGCCGCUGGAACUACGAGGACGAGGCCGACGUGAAGGCCGUGGACGCUGGAUUCGAUCGACACCGCAUCCCUUACGACGUCAUCUGGCUGGACAUCGAGCACACGGACGGAAAGCGUUACUUCACCUGGGACCCUGUUCGCUUUCCUGAACCAGCGCAGCUGCAGAAGUACCUGGGCUGGAAGAACAGGAAGUUGGUUGUUAUAAGUGAUCCCCACAUCAAAACUGAUCCAGAGUGGUCCCUGUACCGUGAGGCCAGAGACAGAGGACACUUGGUCAAGACCAGAGACGGAGACUUGUUCAAGGGCUCAUGCUGGCCUGGUGAAUCGUGCUAUCUGGAUUUCAGCAGCCCAGACACUCGAGCGUGGUACUCCAGCUGCUUUGGUCUGGAGAAGUACAAAGGAUCGACACCACUCUUAUACUUGUGGAAUGACAUGAACGAACCCUCUGUAUUUUGUGGGCCGGAGCAGACGAUGCCAAAGGACGCGGUGCAUCAUGGGGGCUGGGAACACCGGGAAUUACACAACUUGUAUGGCUUUUACCAGCACGGGGCCACAGCCCAAGGUCUGAUCCAGCGCUCAGGUGGCAAAGAGCGUCCGUUCGUCCUGAGCCGCUCCUUCUUCGCUGGCUCGCAGAGAUUCGGAGCAGUGUGGACGGGCGACAACGUGGCUUCCUGGGAGUACCUGAAGGUCUCCAUUCCGAUGCUUCUGUCUCUAAACGUGACGGGCGUAGGCUUCUGUGGAGCGGAUGUCGGCGGGUUUUUUCGGGACCCGGACCCGGAGCUGCUGCUGCGCUGGUACCAGGCCGCCGCCCUGCAGCCGUUUUUCCGCAACCACUGUGCGCUCUGGUCGAAGCGCCGGGAGCCCUGGCUGUUUGGCGACGAGGUCACCGCUGCCAUCCGCAGGGUCAUCCGGGAGAGGUACUGCCUUCUGCCCUACUGGUACACUCUGUUCUACCAGGCUCACACCUCUGGACUGCCUCCUCUCAGACCUCUGUGGGUGGAGUUCCCCAAAGAGCAGAACACCUUCACUGUGGACAGCCAGUACAUGAUUGGGGGAGCACUGCUUGCCUCUCCUGUAACUGAACCAGGUGUUCAGGAAGUGGACGUGUUCCUGCCUGGGGUUGAUGAGGUUUGGUACGACAUCAGCUCUAAAGAGGCGUAUGAGGGAGGCAGGACCCUGACUCUCCCAGUCACUCUGAGCACAGUUCCAGUGUUCCAGCGUGCAGGUUCUGUGGUCUGCAGGUCCACAGAGAGUGGCUCCUGUACAGCCCAGCUCCAGUCGUUCCCCCUUUCAAUCACCGUGGCUCUAAACUCCCAGGGAGCCGCCGACGGGGAGUUGUACCUGGACGACGGCCAUUCCUUCGACUACCGCGACGAGUCGUCCUUCCGCCUGCGCCGGUUCAGCGUGCGGGCAGGACGUCUGCUCUGCCGUCCGGGCAGCGAGGACGGCACAUUUGACUGCGAUACGUGCGUAGAGUCACUCAUCGUCCUCGGACUGAAGAGCAAACCGUCCACGGUCACUGUGCACAUGUCAGGCACCAAAGACUCUCCUGCUAAGUUUCAGUACAUGGAGUCCAGCAGCAGCCUGACAGUGAGCGACCUGAAGCUCCGAGUGUCGCAGGACUGGGACGUACACAUGGGUUAACUACACACAGAACGUACACAGAACUCUGAUCCCCUGCUGCAACCAUCCUGAAAUCAAGCUUCUGAAAAGUGAAAAGAAAGAUAUGCACAUUCUGUCAUUAAAAUCAUAUUUGUAAGGUGUAACUGA
Betta splendens (Siamese fighting fish) is the source of this 3738-nucleotide messenger RNA. It is a transcript of the gene ganc, whose product is annotated as glucosidase, alpha; neutral C. Bases 1408 to 3612 code for a protein of 734 amino acids. NCBI's taxonomy places the organism in Eukaryota, Metazoa, Chordata, Actinopteri, Anabantiformes, Osphronemidae. The transcript has 24 exons. Gene Ontology annotation, molecular function: carbohydrate binding; alpha-1,4-glucosidase activity. Gene Ontology annotation, biological process: N-glycan processing; carbohydrate metabolic process. The record is from RefSeq and is a predicted model, not a curated record.